This is a messenger RNA of Sphaeroforma arctica JP610, 603 nucleotides long. RefSeq lists its product as hypothetical. Gene Ontology annotation, cellular component: Golgi apparatus. Gene Ontology annotation, molecular function: GTP binding; GTPase activity. Gene Ontology annotation, biological process: intracellular protein transport; protein localization to organelle; Golgi to plasma membrane protein transport. NCBI's taxonomy places the organism in Eukaryota, Ichthyosporea, Ichthyophonida. The transcript has 5 exons. The record is from RefSeq and is a predicted model, not a curated record. The coding region runs from base 1 to 603 and encodes 200 amino acids.
AUGUACACACUUACGAAGGGGAGCUAUAAGUAUCUGUUCCAGAAAGACGAAUACUAUGUGGUGGUGAUCGGCAUGGACAAUGCUGGGAAAUCGACACUAGUGGAAAGAUUCAAAGCCACAUAUAAUAAAAACUACAGAGGCUUCAGACCGGAGACCAUAACUCAGACAAUCGGCUUAAACGUUGCCAGAUUUGGGGUAAGCAGCGUGAAGCUGGUGCUUUGGGAUCUGGGAGGCCAACAAGACCUGCAUUCCAUUUGGGAGAAGUAUUUCGCAGAGGCUCACGGGAUUAUAUAUGUUAUCGAUGCGGCAGACAGGCAAUCUCUGGACCAAAGUCGGUUAGCUUACAAUAAAAUGCUGCAGAAUGCGGACUUGGCAGAUAUCCCCCUGCUGAUUUUGGUAAACAAACUGGACGUUCCUGAUCCCGUACCACUGGCAGAUAUCAAUGCUAUGUUCUCUACAUUUGCCAGUGUAAUCGGUGACCGGCCUGCAAGGGUGCAUCCUAUAUCCGCAAUGACAGGAGACAACUGCAAGGAAGGGGUGGAAUGGCUGGUAUCAUGCCUGAAGCUGAACAUUCGACAACCAAACCAACCCAGUAUCUCUUAA